ACCUUCAUUUCCACGGCCUGGAUGCUGUGUCCCUAAGACCCCAACCUGUCCAUUGCGAGUACACACCUGUACAUACACGACCAAGCCCCUGUGCAACACCGGAAUGACCUGAAGGCGUCACCGUAUCUGGCCUCGACGCCGUCUGACCACUCGACGUUCGUUACUUCAUCAACCACACACCCCGUAAUAGCCUCUGCGAAUCGAACCCCGGACUCGAUACACCCCUGAACCGAUUUGCCAAUAGCUAUUCAGCCUGAUAGAGUGCCUUUACGACGCAAUGGCGGACUCCCGGGAACUUGAACCCCCGCCGCAGACCCACGUCGAGGACCCGGGGGCCCAUCAAUUGGCUGAGGCUUCAGAUUCGGAGGACCAAUUUACAGAUGCGCAGUCCGCACCGACGAGCCCUGGUGUCAGCUCACCAGUCCCCAAGACGAGGGUGGAAAGGGUCGACACUGAACCCUCAUAUGGAGAGGUGCCUGGCACAGGGGCAUACCAGAAGAGGGAGCAGGAUGCCGAGCCCGACGAGAUUGCAGUGAUAGCCGGAGACGCUCCUGAGUCUUCGCCAUCUGCUCCUCCCGAACCGGGCACUGUGCCCAUCACAGUCGUCGAAGAAUCUACCGGAGAGUACCCCGGCCAGCACAGCUCAGAGGAGCAGGAGAAGCACAAAGCAGAUGCGACCCCCGAUAUAAUCCUGAGCCCUAAUGGCGAAAUAAGGAAUGGCAAUGAAGACGCCAUCGAUGACUUUGGUGAUGACUUUGACGACUUUGAAGAGGGCGGCCACGACGACGACUUUGACGACUUUGAGGAUGGUUUUCAGCAUGCCCAGCCCACCGAAGCCACGACAUCAGUGCCUCCACCAAUCCAACCGCAACUCUCACUACCAUUUUCGAUACCCGAUUUCGAUGGGCUGAGCCCAGAUGAAGUCAUUUCCGCAAUAGAACCAUGUUUACCGAGCCUCUUCCCCCCGGAAGAGCUCGACUUCCCAGCCUUCCCGCAAUUACCCAAAGAUUCCUCCAUCUUUCUUACCCCACGCUCCGCCUCGCUGUGGUCUCAGCUCGUCGCUCCUCCGCCCCUCGCGCCGCCGGAUUGGAUCCGGUCGCGGACUCGUCGCCUGUUCCUCGUCUCUCUCGGAGUGCCCGUAGACCUGGACGAAAUCCUUCCGGCGUCCAAGCAGAAGAAGCUCGUGCUGCCGUCGCUCAACAUCCCUGCGACGUCGCCCAGAGGAUCGAGCGACCUGCGGUCGACGGCAAGAUUGAGACAAGAGGAUGGAAACGCCUCAUCUACGUCGAUAGACUCUCAGGGCAAGCCAUCAACAUCCAAGAGGAGAAAAGGACCGCCGCCCCAGCCAGAGCUGGACCUAGUGCAGGCAAAACAUCUCUGCCAGACGACGGACGAGGCGCUCAACGGCAUGACGGACGAGGAACUGAAGCAGCACGUGGCCAAGCUGGAGGCCAUGCAGGGGGUGGCCAAGGAGGUGCUGGAGUACUGGACGAAACGGACGGACGAAAAGAUUGGGGAUCGCGAGGCAUUCGAGGGCGUUAUAGAAAACUUGGUAGCGCAUGCCCGUAAAGUACGCAAGUAGAUACUCUCUGUGUUUUUUUCGCUUGAUGAUAUAUUGGUCUACCUCCGUAGUGGUUUGUACUUUU
Trichoderma citrinoviride is the source of this 1646-nucleotide messenger RNA. RefSeq lists its product as hypothetical. The coding region runs from base 278 to 1582 and encodes 434 amino acids. The transcript has 5 exons. The record is from RefSeq and is a predicted model, not a curated record. Lineage: Eukaryota; Fungi; Ascomycota; Sordariomycetes; Hypocreales; Hypocreaceae.